AUGGGCACGAUGAUGGAAACGGAAUCGGUGAAGUCGGAACCAGGAAGCAAAAGCAGGCGGUCGCGCGGUGCCCAACAGCAUCAGCAGCAGCAGCAGCAGCAGGGCAACAAUCAUAGCGCGGGGACGCUGGGAUCGCACCGGACGCGCCACUCGCAUCGGAGCAACAAUCACUCGCGCAGCAAGCGCCCGGACAUGGCCCCGUUCCAGACGAGCGUGAACCUCGGCGAGGACGGGCGGGACGGGCAGGAGAUCAUCGAGGUGUCGAUCCUGCCGCAGGACGAAACAUGGGGCGACAACACGACCGCCAUCACGGGCAACACUUCCGAGCAGAGCAUCUCGAUGGAGGACGUCAGCUACUUCCAGAUGACGGAUGACCGCGGGGUUGGCUUUGCCUGCCAGCGGUACCUGGAGCGGGGGGCGGCCGUUCUCCUCUGUUCCGUGGCCUUCGUGGGCCCGCUCGUGAUGGUGAUCCUUCCGAAGGCCGGCAUCUUCCCGUCCGCCUUCGAAAGCCUCGAUCUCACCCAGAACGAGCGGCUCCAGCUGCUGGCGUGCAACGCAGAGUGCAAGGGGAUGCUGGUCUCGCUGGCCGCACGGUUGCUCCUGCUGGCCAUCGGACUGUGGGCCCUGUUCCUUCGCCGUCCGCUGGCGAUCAUGCCGCGGAUCUUUCUGUUCCGCUCGUGCUCCCUGCUGCUCGUGCUGAUCGCGUCCUUCGCCUACUGGUUGUUCUACAUCGUCCAGGUGACGGAGGGGGCCCGGGCCAUCGUGUCCGGGUCGUCGGUUGUCGACUACCGCACACUGGUGGCGUACGCAACGAGCUACUGCGACACGUUGCUCUUCAUCCACUACGUGGCGGUUGUGCUGCUGGAAAUACGGCACCUGCAGCCGCUGUACCACGUGAAGGUGAUCCGCAGCCCGGAUGGCGAGUCCCACAGCUACAGCAUCGGGCAGCUAAGUAUCCAACGAACGGCCGUCUGGGUGCUGCAGCGGUACUACACCGAGUUUAGCAUCUACAAUCCGUACCUGGAGCGGUUACCGGUGUCCAAGGCGCAGCGUAAGGCGGCCGCCGUCUCGUCCUUCAAGUACUACGACGUGGACGGAGCGACACCGGCCCAACAGCAGACACAGUCCCGAGCCGUGCUGGCGGCUCACGCCCGCCGCAGGGACUCGUCGCACAACGAGCGCUUCUACGAGGAACACGAGUAUGAGCGGCGGGUGAAGAAGCGGCGGGCACGCCUCGUGACCGCCGCCGAGGAAGCGUUUACGCACAUCAAGCGUAUGCAGCAGCAGGAGGCGGGAACCAGUGGCGGUAGCGGAUCGCAGCAGGGCACCAAUGGCCCACCGGCCAUUCCGCUCGAUCCGCAGGAAGCGGCCCAAGCGAUCUUCCCGUCCAUGGCGCGCGCCCUCCAGAAGUAUCUGCGAGUGACGCGACAGCAGCCCCGCCAUACGGUCGAGUCGAUCCUGAAGCACCUGGCGCACUGCCUCAAGCACGACAUGUCACCGCGGGCCUUCCUCGAACCGUACCUGGUGGAGGCACCGGUGCUGCAGAACGACAAGGAGCGCCGCCAGAACCACAACUGGGCGCUGAUCUGCGACGAGCUGCUGUCGCGGCCGAUCUCCGACGGUUGCACCUUCCAGCUGAUCCAGAACGACGUGUCGCUCACGGUAUCGAUCAACCGAAUUCCGCACUUUACCGUGAGCGAGGAGGUGGUCGAUCCGAAGUCGAACAAGUUCGUGCUGAAGCUCAACUCGGAGACGAGCGUGUGA
This is a messenger RNA of Anopheles bellator, 1764 nucleotides long. RefSeq names its product vang-like protein 2 (gene Vang). The transcript has a single exon. NCBI's taxonomy places the organism in Eukaryota, Metazoa, Arthropoda, Insecta, Diptera, Culicidae. The coding region runs from base 1 to 1764 and encodes 587 amino acids. Gene Ontology annotation, cellular component: plasma membrane. The record is from RefSeq and is a predicted model, not a curated record. Gene Ontology annotation, biological process: multicellular organism development; Wnt signaling pathway, planar cell polarity pathway; establishment of planar polarity.